CGCAUGAAAUAUCACGACACCUACUUAUACAACAACUCUAGAAGAAGAAUGAUCGUUCGCUUGAUUGAUUGCUUACUUUCGCUUAAUUUUUUUCAUAUUUCUCAAUUAAAUUUUGUUAUAUUAAUUUGUACUUUCAAUGAAAAAAAUAUAAUAUUUCUUCAUAUUACAAUUUUGGAAAAAGAUUUGAAAUAGUUCGACGAGUUUGAAAGUGCCGCUUCUAUUUGGAGUUGUCGUUGGUCGUCAUUAAUAUCUGACAGAAUGCCUUUUGGAUCGUUGGACGAUUUUAUUAUGUGCAAAAACAGUCCAGGUUCAUUGCGGGCGACAGGGAUGAUGAUCCUGAUUUGCGGACUGGCCAUGCUGACCCUCGGCAUCAUCGAUGUGGUACACUACGCUAAUUGCAUGACCCAAACUACAACAACGACACCGGCCUCUUCAAUCUCAGCCACGAACACCUCAGUAGCAUUGAACGCUACUGCAACAACAGCCGCGUCAGCGACGACCAAUUCUGCUAAUUCUGAUUUUGAAUUAACACAGAUUGGUGCUGGCAUCUGGGGUUCCAUUCCUGUUAGGGUCAUCUUGACUGGAGUACUGGCCAGGCGUGGUCCAUCAUAUCCUGAAUACUCGUUGAAAUUUUUGGUCCUGUUAACGUUGGAAGCGGGUUUCGUAUUUGCGCCGACUGUCCUCAUCAUCAGCUCCAUUGACGCCAGCAAGCAAGUGUAUCUGUCCUGCACACAAAUCAACAACGUGGCUGUGUCCGUAGCUUUGGCGGUCUUCUCAGGGCUGGCCACACUUCUCAUCAUGCUCAUCAACUAUCGCAUGUGCUGCUCACACUUUGACAACUUCGUCGAUGACGAUAACGAUGCUCUAACGAAGCAUGCAGUGCGACCGAAAAAGAUGUUCAACUUGUUUGCAGAGAAGGAUCAGUUCAUGAAAUCGAACAUUCCGAAGCAACCCCUGAACAACAAUGGAGUGGAUAGGUUGCCAGCCACCCUCCCCCAACCUACCAACACCAUUUACGUACCAUACAGCAUCAUGCGCUCAACUGCACCUCAACCACAAUAUCUGGGGGGACCUGGUAUAACUCUUGGUGGAGGUGGAAAACUUAUGACUAAUAGCCUGUACACCCCUGGAUCCAUUUAUCCAGUGGCCACUCAACAAGCAAUUACCCCAGUAGUUGCAAACGCAGCUUCUGUUCAGCAGCUUCAAAUGGUGGCUCCCACGAAUGGAAACACUUCGAAAGAGCCGCCCUACUUCAUAAGUUUCACGGGAGGUGAUAGGAUCAACACGAACAUGUACCCUCAGUUGUACAAGAUGGCUUGAGUUUACAGCGUCGUGUUGCUUCAUAUUGCACUCUCAAGUUAUUGCUAAAUCAAACAAAUUUUAUUCUCAGUUAUCUUGAAAAUAACUUAUUGCAAUUGAAAUUAAACAUUUUUAGCUUACUAGUAGGGAACUAUUCAAAGUUUUCAAAACAUUUUGAUAAUCUUGAGUUACAUUACGUACGAAAGAGUAAUGGAAACAUCCCAAACUAAUCUAAACUCAUCGUGUUAUUAUAUAAAUAGAUAAAAAAUGAUAUCAUUUCGUUUUAAUUUUUAUAUAUCUAAUAAUUUAUCUAAAAUAGAUAAAAAACGUUUAUAUUUCUAAUUAACUAACAAAAUAUUUAGCAAACACUUUCCAUAACUUUAUUAUACAUUAACCUAUGAUAUCGCUUUGAGACCUGUAAAAUUGUUCUUGUUCCAUUACAAUUUAAGGCAGUUGAAUUGGCGGUCGGGGUAUUUUUUCAUGUAGUAAAACUUUUUUUUGAAUCUGAAUGGAACUUAUUGAAUGAAAUAAAUUUUUACGCUGAAAUCUAAUUACAACGUUCCAUUUUUUGUAAUUUCAAUGAGCAUUAUUUUUCACACAUUCUCAAACUUUUAAGAAAUAAACAUUUAAAAAAUGAAA
This is a messenger RNA of Helobdella robusta, 1938 nucleotides long. RefSeq lists its product as hypothetical. The record is from RefSeq and is a predicted model, not a curated record. The coding region runs from base 259 to 1320 and encodes 353 amino acids. The transcript has 6 exons. Lineage: Eukaryota; Metazoa; Annelida; Clitellata; Rhynchobdellida; Glossiphoniidae.